This is a messenger RNA of Vicugna pacos (alpaca), 2152 nucleotides long. RefSeq names its product zinc finger protein 396 (gene ZNF396). Lineage: Eukaryota; Metazoa; Chordata; Mammalia; Artiodactyla; Camelidae. The record is from RefSeq and is a predicted model, not a curated record.
CGUACCCUCCCCCCCACGCCCAUUCGCCUCGUGCGGGCUCGCGGAGUUGGGUCCCCAUCGGCGAGCGGCGUCGUGUGGUGGAGGAAGGUGUCCCGGGACCGUCGGGGGCCGGCUCGCUGGAGGAGGAGUGUCCAUGAGGAGAGUCUCACCUCCUUGAAGAUUAAAGCCUGGUGGUCCUGAACUAUUCCCAGUCCAAAUGUCUGCAAAAUUGAGAGAGUCGUCAAAACUCCUUCCACGAACUUCUGAGGACCCUGACUGCAUUAUGGUGGUGAAGAUGGAAGAGGGAGGGCAGGCCGGCAAUACAGUCUCUGGCCGCCACUGGAGCAGCUUCUAUAGCUCAGAGACCUACCGCCAGCGGUUCAGGCAGUUUGACUACCAGGAAUCGUCUGGGCCCCGGGAGGCCCUGAGCCGGCUCCGCGAGCUGUGCUGUCAGUGGCUGAGGCCGGAGGUGCACACCAAGGAGCAGAUCCUGGAGCUGCUGGUGCUGGAGCAGUUCCUGGCCAUGCUGCCUGAGGAGCUGCAGGCCUGGUUUCAGGAGAACCGGCCAGAGAGUGGAGAGGAAGCCGUGGCGAUGCUGGAGGAGCUGGAGGAAGAGCAUGACGGGGAGGUGGAACAGGUCUUUUUUGGGCAAAAUGAAGACAUGCUUGCAAAGAAGCUACCGACUUGUGAGAUCACUCAGGAGACGCCGCGUAGCCAGCUGAAGCCCACAAAAAAGCAGCUGCCAUGGGCAUCGAAGGAGCUUCACUCCUUAAAGCAAAACGAUAAAGACACCGGAGCUAUAAAUGUGAAAUCAGCUUCAAGGCAAAAGACUUCUUCAGGCAAAGAACCACAUUACAAAGUUUCUAACACCCUUCAUGUGAAUGCUUCCCAGAGUUUCACAUUUAGAGGAUCCUGUGAACAAGAGAGAAAGUCUGAAAGAAGACAAGGAAGCCGUACUCGAAAAAAACAACACAAGUGUGAUGAAUGUGGCAAAGUCUUUAGUCAGAGCUCAGCCCUUAAUCUACAUCAGCGAAUCCACAGUGGGGAGAAACCUUAUACAUGUGACGUGUGUGCAAAGGCUUUCAGCCGGAGUGCAGUCCUGAUUCAGCAUCGACGAAUCCACACUGGAGAAAAACCCUUCAAAUGUCACGAAUGUGGGAAAGCCUUUAGUCAGAGCUCAAACCUCUUCCGACACAGGAAAAAGUCUCAUCAGUGUUAUGAGGGAAUCAAAGCAUUUACUGAGAACUUCUUCAACAGGGGAGAAGACACAGGCACCAAUACUCCAUGCAAAAUAUGAGAAUGGGAUUGAGGAGACCCAAAAGAAUAUGUAGCUGAAGACCUAGGCUGAAAUGUCCAGGGUCCUUGUUAGGAAGCAGGUGAGUAAAGGAACUUUACUCAUCUCUUAUGAAAACUCACAAGAACCCACAUACUGGUUUUUUGGUUUUUUUUCCAAUUUUUAAGUUGAGAUAUAGUUGAUGUACAAUAUUAAGAACCUACAUAUUGUUAAUGAUACUAAAUAAUUUCCUAUGUAGGAAAAAAUAAUCUCCUUUACAAUUUAUAUUGUAAAUAAUCUCAGUGAAAGCAUUAAGGUGGCUCGGCAUGUCUUCAGGGAGUGGCCUAAACACAGUGAAUGUUCUGAUAACGACCAGCGCUAUCUGGGUGCUUGUAUAAAGCUGAUGAUCACCUUAACAUAAAGAAACAAGGGAGAUGAAGAAAAGUCUGUCCAAACAAGACUGACAUUACCCAAAUAUUGGCAAGUGCAGCAUGUAAUAGAGAAGACUACACCUUACCUUGGAAAUGGGAACCCUUAACGGCUCUGAUGACUGUCCUUCAGCGUUCUUCAUGUCCCCUGUUCUGGCAUAAAUCAGCUGUGAACAUGUUUCAGGCAUCACAAGACAACCUUUACAGGGUCUUACGCAGUUUUAGUGAGAUGAAUUUCUGGACAGCCUAUCACGACAUAAGACCCUGGAUUUUGGUGCUUUUAUACAAAUGAGGAAAUCAGUAAAGUUCAAUGUCCAUUGAGUUUUACCCACAUUUAAUUCAAUCAGAUUCUCUGUUUAAAAAGUAAUUAGGGGAAGGUAUAGCUCAAGUGCUAGAGCGCAUACUUAGCAUGCAUGAGGCCCUGGGUUCAAUCCCUAGUACCUCCAUUGAAAAGCCAAAUAAAUAAAUCUAA